AUGAUAUAUGAGAUACCCAAAUGGUUCAUUUCUACCAUAUCAUAUAAAUAUAAAUUUAUUGAAAAUAUUGCAUAGAACUCCAUUGGGAUUGAAACCUGAAAUUCUAUCCUUCUUUUUUAUUUUUUUGGUUUUUUGCCAAAAGUCCAUCCAAAAAGCACAAGUUUUGCAGCUAAUCCCACCGAAAUUAAUUAGUCCCACUUUGUGUUUUUCCAAAAACCACUUUCCCAACUUGGAUUUGCAUUUUCUCAGAUCCAUUACAAAGAUUGCUGACACCCAUCUUUUUUAAUAAUUUGUUGGGUUUCUUGGGUUGAUCACUUAGUUAUGGGUUUCUUUGAUUGUUUAUGACUGUUUUUUUAUUGGGUUUUCCUUUUUGAGCAAUAAAAAAAGUUGAAAUUUUGAGGAUGAGAGAGACUUUGUGUGCUCUACGCAAUUCCUGACGUUGUGGAUGAUGGUUUUGGAUUUUUUAGUUGCUUCUACGUCUUGUACACUAACUGGGUUCUAGCUCGUUGGUUGGCUGAAUCAUCAUCAAGUUCAAUUUUUGGAUUGCUUCUCUUCUAAAAGCUUCCGAGGUUACACAUUUUUGGAGCACAAAGUUUCUUCUUUGGACAAGAUUUUGUUUUGUAUGGUAAUCUGCUAUCAAAUUAGGAAAGCGGAGGCUUUCGUGGGUUGUAUUAUGUUAGUGGAAAUGCUUUUAUGAGAAGGAUUGGGAAUGCAAUUGGAGAUUUUGUGAUUUAAGGAGUAUGGAUGUUCAGAAUACUUCUCAGCCUGAACUGGCGAAAUUGGAAUACAUUGUUUCCCAAUUUCUUCUGAAGAGUUUGCACAUUAUUUUGGACUCUAGAAUUCCUUCCCUUCAUCCACAUGAUCGUAGUGGUGAUCUUUCAUCAGUUCCUCGAGUGAGAAAGAGUGACAAAUGGUUCAACUUAGUACUGGGAGAUCGUCCUGCAGCUCUAGAUAAUUUGAACUUUUGGCAUAAAAAUGUUAUGGAUCCGAUGAUAAUUGACAUAAUACUUGUUCGGGAAGGGCUUGGUUCUUCAUCUGUGGACAAUCUCUGUAGUACUAAUACAGUUGGGACGUCUGUUGAGACGGUGAUAGAGAGAUGGGUUGUUCAGUAUGAAAAUCCUCGGGUUGUGGUUCCUCAUGUAGGGGAAACUUCUGCCUCCUACAAGAAGGUAUAUAAGAAGUCAAUCAUACUUUUACGUUCUCUGUAUUCGCAAAUGAGGCUUCUCCCAGCAUACCGGGUUUUUCGACAGCUAAAUACUUCUAGGCAUGCAUACAAUUUUGGCAUUAUUUACAAGGUGUCCUCAUUUGGUGAUCCAUUCUCAAGGGCAGAAGAGGAAUUGAUGGAGGAAUACAGUUUCACUCCCAUAGAGGCGCAUCCUGGUCGUCUUUGCGUGUCUGUCAGUUACCGCUCAUCACUAUCUGAUUUCAACCUUGAGUCUUCUAUAAUGAUGCCACCUAAGAUAAUUACCGAUUACGUGGGCAGCCCCGCCACCGACCCGCUAAGAUCUUUCCCUUCUUCAGACAAGGGUGUUAGUGCAACUUCUUUCCCAACGAGAGGAAUAAGACCUCCAUCUUCUACACCUCUUCAACGUCCACAUAGCUGGACUAGUGGUUUUCACAGAGCAGCUCCUUAUAUGCAGAAUCAAAUCCUUGUUGGGUCGCCACCUGCAUAUCGUCCAUCUCCAAUGUCAUAUGAUUAUCCAUCACCUCCUACUGAUAUGGGCAGUAACAGAGCCCAGAACUACAGACCCCUAAUCAAUCAAAGGGCUUUUAAUUACGAUGAGUAUCAGCUUUCACCUCCCUUUUCGCCAUCCCCAUCCCCAUCUCCCCCAACAUACUUCUCAAGUGGAACUCCUAAUUCAGGGCUAACUCGUAUGCAUUCAGAAACUGCUCCUGUAACUAUCCCACUUCCAAUGGCAGGCCGAAGCUCGAGAUACCUUUCUCCCAAUUUUUCUGAUUCAAGCAGAAAUUCACUUCCUCCUUUAUCUCCCAGAAGCACAAGAACUGAUCAAUCUUCUCAGGAGUCUCCAUCAGGAAUCAGGUCAUUUAGAAAAUUAGAGCUUUCAAGGGCUGGAGAAAUGCACUCCGGGGUAACAAAUCAUUAUGCUGGUCAGAAGGUCAUAAAAGACAGCAAAGAUGAUUCAGGUAGGUUUUCAGGGCCAUUAUCUUCUUGUGACUCACCUCGAAUUGGAUUUUCUAGAAGCUCUAGCAGAUUGUCUUUGCAGGAUGACUUGGACGAUUGUGACUUUUCUUGUCCUUUUGAUGUUGAUGAUGUCGAUACAUCAGAUUUUCAAGCCAGUCAAAAUGUUGAUGGCAAAAAUGCCUCUGAGUCCACUUCACAGUCACUGCCAAAAACAUCGCAAGGCGCUGCUGUUGGUGUUCUUGUUCACAUGUUGAGGACAGCACCUCCUCUGCGCCAAGAUGCAAGUUGUUACUCAUCCCACUCCUUGAAGCCUGAACCCGGUGAAGGGCUUUCUACAGCUUCCGACUUCUUCGUGCCUCGAAAAACAGCAGAUGCUCUUGAAGAGCUUAACAGUUACAGAGAAAUGAAAGACCUUCUUCUCUCUAAGAGUGGAAUUAGGGUGGUCACAAAAGAAGCAUAAGGUGCUUCUCUGGUGUGCCGGAUAAUCAAUGCCCUUGUAUGGGGAGGUGUAGAGUCAGUUGCCAGUAUCAGAUAAACAAAGCAUAGUUUUUUCCUUUGAAGGGAGGACUAACAGACUGUACAUAUUGUGGUUGAGAAUUGAAUCUUGAUCAUUCUACUGUUUUUAGGAACUUUUAGUGUAACUCUCUCUGUUGUAAACUUUGCUAGCUUUUGUAAUCUAUAUACUGUGUGAUCUUUGAAAUGGGAGAGAAAUGGAAUGGGUUACUUGCUUUUCA
Molecule: messenger RNA, 2877 nt
Organism: Ziziphus jujuba (common jujube)
Lineage: Eukaryota; Viridiplantae; Streptophyta; Magnoliopsida; Rosales; Rhamnaceae
Product: autophagy-related protein 13a
Exons: 5
Coding region: 741-2603 (620 amino acids)
Biological process (GO): protein localization to phagophore assembly site; autophagosome assembly; piecemeal microautophagy of the nucleus
Cellular component (GO): extrinsic component of membrane; Atg1/ULK1 kinase complex; cytosol
Source: RefSeq, a predicted model, not a curated record